CGAUUUGGUUGCACGUUGACAGUACAACUCACAGUCCGUACUUGUGCCACUCCAUACCGAAUACUCGCACCGUCUCAGCUCUCGACCCGACAGUACGCACAAUAGAAUGAUUCAUCGUCGUUGCUGCCAUCAUCGUCACGAUCCAUUAUGAGCAAACCAAACGACGAGACCUACAGCAACAACCACGGUGCCCCCGCGGAGCUUCCCGCUCUGGGCCAGCACCAGCAGCCUCCCUCGUCUUCCUCGGGAAUGCGGCGCGGAGCUGCGCCCGGCAGCGGGGGUGUCCUGGUCAGCAAAGCCGGCGGGGGCAGCAACAACAGCAACCAGAGCAUAAUGCCCACGGCCUCCAAUGUUUCGAUCGGAACCUCCACCUCGCAGCAGCACCAGCACCUAUCGGUCGAGCGGAGUCCCAUGCCGCCCAUGAUCCUGCGGAGCCUGGGCGAUCGCUCUAACGAAAAACGAAAGAACGCCGCCCUCGAGAUCGAAGCCCUGGUGAAGACACUCCAGGAAGCCAACAAUUCGCUCAUGAUCCAGAACGUCAUCGAGAUUCUCUCCAAGGAUUUCUGUACCAGCAUGAAUUCGAACUAUCGGAAGGGCGGACUCGUCGGGCUUGCGGCCACGGGGAUUGGCUUGAUGGGACACUCCCGGACCUUUUUGCCGGUCUUGCUGCCACCGGUCUUGCAUUGUUUCGACGAUCCCGAGUCGAGGGUGAGGUACUACGCCUGCGAGAGCUUGUACAACAUUGCCAAGGUUUCUCGGCAGGGGAUCCUACAGUACUUCAAUCAAAUUUUCGAGGGGCUGACCAAGGUCAUAGCCGAUGUCGACGUGGACGUUAAGAACGGAGCGCAGCUACUGGACCGUCUCAUCAAGGACAUCGUCACGGAGGCCGACGAGGCCUUUCAGGUUGACCAAUUCUUGCCGCUCCUGCAAAAGUACAUUCAGAGGACCAACCCAUACAUACGACAACUCAUCGUUGGAUGGGUGACCCUGCUGGAUUCGGUCCCCGACAUUUCCAUGCUCGAUUACCUGCCCGAUUUUCUAGACGGUCUGUUCAACAUGCUCAGCGAUUCGAACCGGGAGAUCCGGCAGGCCGCCGAUUCGGCCCUCUCGGAGUUUUUAAAGGAACUUACGAGCAGCACCGUUAUGGAAUUCGGACCCAUCAUUUCCAUCCUUGUUCUUCAGUGCCAAUCUAAGGAACGCCUGAACCGUCUCACUGCUACUACCUGGCUUUCGGAACUCAUCCACCACCCUUACUCCGGCGGGGAUGCUCUGCUGCCAUACAACUCGGAAAUACUCGGGGCAAUCUUGUGUUGUAUUUCAGACGGAGAAGUGGAAAUUCGCAUCGUUGCGGAACGCACAAACGAUGAUUUGCUGAGUCUUGUCAAGGGAACGUCUAGCCCCUUCGAACUUCGGUCGCUGCUCGAGACGCUGACGAGCGAACUGCUCAACAAGGAGGACGUCCCUACCAAGAUGGCGGCCCUGGGGUGGAUCAACAUGCUCAUGGAGAAACGAAAGGGGGACAUGAACGCCUUCAUCGAAGAGCUGCUGCCCGUUCUCAUCCGGACCCUUUCCGAUCCGAGCGAUGCGGUGGUUCUCCUCAACCUGCAGGUCUUGUCGCGGAUUUCAUUGGCGCAAAGGGACGAGAAAGGCGAUGCCGAGGAAUCGGCCGAGGAACAAUUCGAGCUGGUCCUCAAUGCUAUUCUGAGUCUGUUUGCGAAGGACCGCCAGCUUCUCGAAACAAGGGGUUCCCUGAUAAUUCGAAAACUUUGUGUUCUUUUGAAUGCCAAGAGUGUUUACAUACGGUUGGCCAAUGCAUUGAUGCAGUACGAAAAGGUCAACGAGAAGAUUGCCGACGCUGGAACACUGGAAUUUGUCAGCACCAUGGUGCAAACACUCAACCUGAUUCUUCUUACCGCUUCCGAGCUGCACGAUUUGAGGUCGAUUCUAUCCAAGAGCUUCACAAUACCGCCCGAGAACGAUAGCAAGAAGAAUAAUCCCGAGCACGAUCAGAGGAAACGGCCCCAAAAACAAAAACAAAAACAAUGGUCGAGGCAAAAAAAGAAUUUUAUAGAAGAUAGUCUCAAAGUUUUUGUGAUCCUUUUCCGGUGCUGGUCGCACAAUCCCGUUGCAACGUUUUCCCUGUGCCUGCUUGCACAAGCGUACGAUCUAUCGUUUGCUCUUGUGAAGAGGUUUUCCAAAAUGGAGGAUGUCUCUGUCGGGUUUUUGAUGCAAAUCGACAAGCUAGUAUAUCUGUUGGAAAGCCCGAUCUUUGUUCAUUUAAGAUUGAAACUUCUCGACGUUGAAUCUGAAAGCCAUGCCCAGUUGCUGAAGAGUAUUUACGGGAUUCUUCUUUGUCUGCCACAGGGGGAUGCAUUUCGACUUUUGAACAAUCGGCUCACAACCGUAUGCAACCUACGGGAUAAUCUUGGUCUGACUCCAAUGCCUGAUGCACCGAAACAAGAUGACUUGUCCUUGCCAUCUACAAGCACCGUUUUCGUUGGUUGCUUCCCCUUAAGUUUGGAUGCGCUAUUAAUACGGUAUGACGAAAUUUUAGAGAUGCACAGAGUAGCCCAAGAACAAUACGACAAUUUUGUUUACGAUGAGCAGCAACGACUACAGAUGCAGCUAGCACCUGGCUCGCAGCAGAUAGGUUUGUCGGGUAGCAGCCAAGGUGGCCGAAGUCAUCAAGCGGUACUUGCCCAUGGCCCAUUGAGUCCGCAAUAUCAACAACACGAAAGGCGUUUGUGGGAUUAAAUAUAUUCUGAUUUUCGAUAGAUACAUAAUUUGAGCAAUAAAUUAAAUUCAUGUUC
Pseudo-nitzschia multistriata is the source of this 2810-nucleotide messenger RNA. The record is from the annotation of a GenBank genome assembly. Lineage: Eukaryota; Bacillariophyta; Bacillariophyceae; Bacillariales; Bacillariaceae.